Messenger RNA from Trichomonas vaginalis G3, 532 nucleotides. RefSeq names its product P-loop containing nucleoside triphosphate hydrolases family. The transcript has a single exon. The record is from RefSeq and is a predicted model, not a curated record. Gene Ontology annotation, molecular function: DNA binding; hydrolase activity; ATP binding. The annotation marks the transcript as partial. Lineage: Eukaryota; Parabasalia; Trichomonadida; Trichomonadidae.
AUGUUAGAAAAAAAGUUUGCUGACAUUGACAAGAAAUUUGAGAAUGUUUUAAACAAGAACAAGGUGAAGUUAGAAAAUGCUCAGAUAAAGCCUAUACAUGACAAGUUCUUAUUUGCUCAGAAUGGUAUAACAGGUCUAAUUGCACCACCUGGGUCGGGUAAGACUUUCACUUAUCUUAAAAUGGCUGCACAACAACAAGAACUAGAUGAGAAGAACCCAUUCUAUGAGUUAGUUGUUAUUUGUUCGACUUCUGGUCAAUUUGACCAAACCGUCAAUUCGUUCAAAGAUAUUAUAAAGAAGUCUAAGUUAGUAUGUAUAAAGGAUACUGAGUUGUUAGAUUGGAUAAAGAAGUACCAAAGAAGAGUUUUGAAGUAUAAUGCUAUAAAUGAGUAUAUAAAUUCUAAGUUUAAAGAACCUAAUGAGGAAAUGCAGAGAAUAUUAGAGAAGAAACACUUCAGAAACAAACAGAAAGAGAUAGAAUACAUUUCGAAGAAAUUGCAAUCUUACGAUUGGAAGACUUACCCUCAUAGAU